GGACGGGCUUUCGAUGUAUGAUGGCAGGUCGGACAUGCACGUUGUGCCCACUAAAACAGUGUAAGACCACAGAUGGACGCCCUGUGUAAUGGAGCCAAGAAACCCGAGGGCAGUGAUCCCGUUUUAGACCCCCGGCCGCCUCCUGCCAAGCUGGCUCGACUGGAACAAAACGGAGCGGGACCCUCGGCCCAGGAGAGGAGCAAUCAGGGGAGUCCUUUGGCCAAAAACCCCUGUCUGGCACAGAAACCCACCGCAGUGAGGCCACAGAGCAAGAGCUGGCACAGCAAAGGGAGCCUGCUGCCUGUGUUCUGUGUGGUGGAGCACAAGGAAAGCCCUCAGGAGGGAGAGAGGAAAGAAGAACACGCUGAGUUUGUGUUGGUCAAGAGAGAUCUGCUGUUCAACCAGCUGAUAGAGAUGGCCCUGCUGACACUGGGCUACUCACACAGCUCUGCUGCACAGGCCAAAGGUCUCAUCCAGGUGGGAAGGUGGAACCCGGUGCCUCUGUCCUGUGUAACAGAUGCUCCUGAUGCAACAGUGGCUGAUAUGCUGCAGGAUGUUCACCACGUUAUCACCCUUAAAAUACAACUGCGCAGCUGUCCCAAGUUGGAGGACUUGCCUCCCGAGCAGUGGAGUCACUCCACAGUGAGAAAUGCUCUGAAGGAGCUCCUCAAGGACAUGAACCAGAGCUCCCUGGCCAAGGAGUGCCCCCUUUCCCAGAGUAUGAUAUCAUCUAUUGUAAAUAGCACUUACUAUGCAAAUGUCUCAGCUGCCAAGUGUCACGAGUUUGGUCGAUGGUACAAGCACUUCAAGAAGUCCAAAUGCUUCAAGGAGAUUGACAGCGUCUCUGACCAGUCCACACACAUCACCCUCACGCAGCAGUCAAUCACAAGUAGCCCAGCCGAUCAAAGCUCAACCCUCUUUUUCUCUCACGGAGAAGUAGCCAACAUAUGCGGCCAUUCCCCCCUCGGCCUGCGACCACCUGGGAUGGUAACCCAGCCUAUCAGCUCCCAAAUGGUCAACCAGCAGUUGGUGAUGGCCCAGUUCCUCAACCAGCAGUAUGCUGUUAGCCGCAUGCUAGCUGGCCAGGGUCUCUCACCGUCCCCACAGCAGUAUCUCAACCACCCGCCUGUAGGAAGGGCUCCCCCCGCCAUGGUCUUCUCCAAAGCCCCUGAUUCCCAAGCCCCACAGCAGGCACAGUGUGGCCCAGGGGGAGGUCCUGCAGCCGGGACAUUGGCUGGGUCUUCUGUGGGGCCAACAGAUGUGCCAAUUGAGAUCUACCACUGUGUGAGGGAGGAACUGAAGAGAGCUGGCAUCUCCCAAGCCAUCUUUGCUCGGGUGGCCUUUAACAGGACCCAGGGCCUUCUGUCAGAGAUUCUACGGAAGGAGGAGGAUCCUAAACAAGCCUCCCAGUCUCUGCUGGUCAACCUGCGGGCUAUGUACAGCUUCCUGCAGCUGCCCGAGGUUGAGAGGGAGCGCAUCUACCUGGAGGAGAAAGACAGAAGCCUGACUGGAUUUACACCAAGCUGCAACAACACCCCACCAAGAUCCACACAGUCAAGACUAUCCCCAGUUACAGGAGACAUAGGGUUGAGGACAGACAGUUGUGUUCUCAAUGUCAGCGCUUCUAUCUACGAAGACAUCCAGCACGAGAUGAAGAGAGCCAAGGUGUCUCAGGCUCUGUUUGCAAAGGUGGCCGCCUCCAAGAGUCAGGGCUGGCUGUGUGAGCUAUUGCGUUGGAGGGAGGAUCCCAACCCAGAGAACCGGACCCUGUGGGAGAAUCUGUGUAUGAUCCGCCGGUUCCUCAGCUUGUCCCAGACUGAACGAGAUGCUAUCUAUGAACAGGAGAGCAGCAACACGACAGCACAGCAGCAAUGCGCUGACAGGCUUACACUGCUCAGCAAUGACAAUACACUGUACCAACGCAACUCUCCGCUGCCACAGCAACACCACCUUCAACACCAUCUUCAACCCCAUCAACCCCUGCAGCCAGAGGCAGGACCUCACCUGUCUCCACGGCAACCAUGUGCUGCGUCACCAGCUGAGUCGGAGGCGGGGAGCAACUGGGGGCACAUAAGAGUACGUCUACAGGGCAGGGGCCGUAGUAAUGGUGAGAGAGGGGACAGCAAGGACUGGGUUGAGGGGGGACAGGGAGAGAGAAGUAGUUUGGGAGGGGACUGGGGUUGUACUAGUAGGGUGAGGGACAAGGGUACAGAAAGCAAGGAGCAGGUGAUGGAUGGAAAUGUGGGUGACGAUGAGAUUAACGAAAUCCUCGGAAACAGCAAAGAGGAAAAGGAGAAGCUCUCUAUGAAGUGGUCUGGUGUGAAGGAUGAGGACGGAGGCGGGGUCAGGGUUUGUUCAGAGGCAGAUACUGAGGUCGAAGGUGCAGAUGAGGUCCAAGGUGAGGGGUUAAGAGUCUCCCACGAAGCACUGGGAAUCCUGCAGAGCUUCGUUCAGGAUGUUGGCCUCAACCCAGACGAGGAAGCCAUCCACACCCUGUCGGCUCAGCUGGGCCUGCCCAAACACACCAUCCGUAGAUUCUUCAACAGCCAGGAUCACGACCGGCAUCAACAUGACAGCCAGAGCCCAAAACAGAUUAGAAACAACCAGCAUGGCUGCACAGACCCAAACCUCUCGCAGACGGACAUAACUGCAGAGGAACAUAAGGAGGAGGGUGAUAGAAAGACUGAAACAGAAGAAAGGGAGGAGGAGGAGGAUAAACAAACAAGGAGAGAUGAAGCAAGCAACAUUACUGCUUUAAAAGAAUCUGAAGUUGGCACUCAAACCAUCUGCCCGAUGAAGGAGGAGCAGGAGAGCUACAUCUAA
This is a messenger RNA of Cyclopterus lumpus (lumpfish), 2823 nucleotides long. RefSeq names its product SATB homeobox 1a (gene satb1a). The transcript has 11 exons. The record is from RefSeq and is a predicted model, not a curated record. Gene Ontology annotation, biological process: regulation of transcription by RNA polymerase II; chromatin remodeling. Lineage: Eukaryota; Metazoa; Chordata; Actinopteri; Perciformes; Cyclopteridae. The coding region runs from base 73 to 2823 and encodes 916 amino acids. Gene Ontology annotation, molecular function: RNA polymerase II cis-regulatory region sequence-specific DNA binding; DNA-binding transcription factor activity, RNA polymerase II-specific.